AGUUGCAAUCCUACAUAAAUAGAAGACAGCAUCAUGGUUGAAAACUCACUGGCCCCAUUGCCAGAAAGAGCUAUAUAUGGCUUUGUUCUGUAUUUAGGAUCCCGGUUCAUAUUUAUGCUGUACCUUGUCUGGGCCUAUAUACCUGAAUCCUGGCUGUUCUCAUGGGGGUUAACAUACUGGCCUCAAAAGUUCUGGGCUGUUGCUUUGCCUGUCUACCUUUUAGUUAGCGUGGGAAUAGGCUAUGUACUCCUCUUUGGUAUUAACAUGAUCAGUACUGCUCCACUGAAUUCCACACACACCAUUACAGACCACGACGCAAAAAAUCAGAAAUGGAAAAAACCACAAGAAGAUGCUAUCCCUGCAUUAAGAGAUAUUCCUAUCAGUGAAGUAAACAAAAUGUUUUUCUUGUCUGACAUGGAAGACUGCCCUAGAAACUAA
Molecule: messenger RNA, 438 nt
Organism: Zootoca vivipara (common lizard)
Lineage: Eukaryota; Metazoa; Chordata; Lepidosauria; Squamata; Lacertidae
Source: RefSeq, a predicted model, not a curated record